Panonychus citri (citrus red mite) is the source of this 2497-nucleotide messenger RNA. It is a transcript of the gene tral, whose product is annotated as protein LSM14 homolog B-like. The record is from RefSeq and is a predicted model, not a curated record. Bases 518 to 2047 code for a protein of 509 amino acids. Gene Ontology annotation, cellular component: P-body. The transcript is spliced from 5 exons. Lineage: Eukaryota; Metazoa; Arthropoda; Arachnida; Trombidiformes; Tetranychidae. Gene Ontology annotation, biological process: cytoplasmic stress granule assembly; P-body assembly. Gene Ontology annotation, molecular function: mRNA binding.
UAUUAUUAGAAUUUUAUCUGUUUUCAACUUUCAUCUUUCUGUCCUUUUCUUCCUCCUCUCUCUCUCUCCAAAUUAUAUAAUUUACAUUUGUUUCUCUCUCUCUCUCUUACUGAUUUUCUUUAUUCAAUCUCUUUCUCUCUCUGUUUCUCCCCUUUCUUUUCUCUCUUUCUUUCAAUUCUCUUUCGCACUCACUGUUACCAGUCAGUGUCUUUUGCUCGCUUAAACUAUUGGUGUUUCUAUUCAUCGGUGUUGAAAAUCCCUUGGAAAUAUAAAAUAAAGGACUAUUUUAUUGUGUUCUUGGUUAAAUUCUUAAUUACCUGUUUAUGUUAAUUGGUUAUCAGCACUUGUAAUCAAUUGACAUCAAAUUCAUCAUUGUUGCUUCAUCUCUAUUUUAAAAAAAAGAAGGUGAUAUAAUUGGUCUCCCUGUUACACUUAUUUUUUUCUCUCCAAAGACAAUUUACCAAAAUCUCAAAGAGAAGUGUUUCCAAGCCGGUUUCGAAUAUCUAAAAGUUUCAAAAUGGCAACACCUUACAUUGGUUCUAAAAUCAGUUUAAUUAGUAAAUCUGAAAUUCGCUAUGAAGGAGUAUUAUAUACCAUUGACACCCGUGAAUCAACCAUUGCUCUUGCACAAGUUCGAUCUUUUGGUACCGAGAAUCGUCCAGUAGAUAAAUAUAUAGCUCCACGUGAAGAAAUAUUUGAAUACAUCAUAUUUAGAGCUAAUGACAUUAAAGAUCUUAUUGUCGAUGAUCCUCCCCCAGCAAGUAUUACUCAAGCAUUGGGUGAUCCAGCUAUAAUCCAAGCUCAAUCAUCAAUGCCCAGUAGUAGUACAACAUUUACCAAACCUAGUUUGUCAACUGGAGCACCUUCCACUGGUUUAAAUGGACCUUCAUCACAAAUCACUGUUGGUUCAACAUCAGCCAUUGCACCGCCAACAUCUCGACCAGUCGGUAGUAUCGCCAAUAUGCCAGUAUUUACCAGUGCUGCCGCUGGAAGUCAAAGCAGUGUAACUAGUGGUCCACCUGCUGUACCAGCUUUCGGUGGGGCUACAACAUCUAUGGGUUUCCGAUCAGGUAACUCAUCACCUACUGGUGGCCAUAGACGUAGUCCUGUAUCAGAUUCGGUUCCACCCAAGGUUCAAAACAAUCGUGAUGAUAAAGCUUCUAAAAACCAUUUACAAAACAGAGAUCCGAGAAACCAUCAAAAUUACAGGGAUGGUUAUCGAGUUAGUGGCGUUAUGGGGGGUGAUCGACGACAAGGUCCUCCACAGUAUGGCCGAAGACCAAUGAUUCCUGGACCAGAACUUCUUCCAUCUGUACGUAAUAUGAAUUUCCGUGGUAGAGGUAGACAAGGACCACCUCCACCACCUCCUCAAAUCAUGGGACCCCCUAAAAGAGGACCACCAAUGAUGGGACGAGCUCCCCCGCUACCUAGACCUCAGUAUAACCGAGGACCCAUUCAACGUAAUACAAAGCCCACAACCUCUCUAAAGAUAGAAGAUGAUUUUGACUUUGAAAAGGCAAAUAAGGAAUUUGAAGAAUUAGAAAACAAAUUGUCUAAAGUUAAAUUAGAGGACAGUGAAAAGAAGGAAGGAGAAACAGGAUCAACACAAUCACCUCAACAAUCCCAGCAACCUCAACAAUUACAACAACAACCACAACAACCUGUCGAUAAUGACGAUAAAUCUACAAAAGAUGGUGAUGAGAAAAAGGAAGACGAAGAAUAUGUAUUUUAUGACAAGGCAAAAUCUUUCUUCGAUAAAAUUAGCUGUGAAGCUUUAGAAAGAAGUAAAGGAAAAGUCAGCAGAAUAGACUGGAGGCAAGAACGUAAAAUGAAUGCUGAAACAUUUGGUUUAACUGCUAAUAACUUCAGAAGAGGAGGAUACCGUGGACGAGGAGGAUUUAACGGUGGCUUUUCCGGAUACCAAAGGCAGAAUUAUAACAAUGGAAACCGUAACUUCAACCAUAAUCAUAGACUAGGAGGUGGACGUAAUUAUGGUUCAAAUUCAAGUGAUCGACGAGUGAAUCAACCCCGUGAAGUAUCCUGGUAAAAAAAAAUGAACACAAUCAUCACUCAAACAAAUCGGUUUUAUCACAAAUACAAAGUUGAAAAGAAAAUUAAAUGGUACGACACACAAAACAAUUCAAAACAAAGAGAAUUUCAAAAACAAGCAAAUGAACCAAUGAAAAACAACAAACAAAUCAGUUUUAUCACAAAUACAAAGAAGAAAAAAUUUAAAUGGUUCAUUUCAUUGGUUCAAACAGUUCAACAAAACAAAAGAGAAUUUCAAAAACACGCAAAUAUGAACCAAUGAAAAAGAAGUAAAUUUACCAACAUGAAAAAUUAAUAUGAUGAUAAUAAUAAUAUGAAUAUGAAUAAUUAAAAAAAAAAUACAAUCUAAGUUAUAGCAAAACUUCAAAACAAAGAGGGAAAAAACUUCAUGUUGAAAUUAUAAAGAAAAAAAAUUUUUGGUAAUUAAAAAUCUGCACAUUAAUCAUAA